Molecule: messenger RNA, 1134 nt
Organism: Trichoderma citrinoviride
Lineage: Eukaryota; Fungi; Ascomycota; Sordariomycetes; Hypocreales; Hypocreaceae
Exons: 1
Coding region: 1-1134 (377 amino acids)
Source: RefSeq, a predicted model, not a curated record
AUGGUCAAGAAACAACCCCCCAGGAAACCCUCCCAACCCAAGAAAAAUCCUCCACCAACCGCAUCAUCAUCAUCAUCAUCACCACCAGCCCCUCCUCCCCCUCCCAUCGACCCCAAACUCCUCGUCCACCAGCAGCGCAUCCUCACCCUCUUCUCCGACGCCUUCCACCCCGUCCUCUCAUCAGACGACUUUGCAGCCCGGCUGCAGUCCAUCAAGCAGGCUCUCUUCAACAGAGACUUUGACGCCGCGUUUGGGUCGGAGGAGAAUCUCCAGGCGUAUGCCGCGCGAUGGAGUCCCACGAGGACGCUCUGCUACUCGUCCAUCUUUCAGAGCAUCGCUCAGUACAUGAGCGCGGCAUCUGACAAUCAUCUCUCCGCCGAUCAAUCGGAACCAUCCAGUUCAGCACCCAGAAGCACAACACCAACAACGAAAAUGCUAUGCAUUGGAGGCUGCGCCGCCGAACAAGUCGCCUUCGCAUCCCACAUCCACCAACAGUCCUCCUCCGGCACCCUCUCCCUCCUCGACGCAGGCCCCUGGAAGUCCGUCACCCAGCUCCUCCAAAACAGCAUCACCUCACCUCCCGUGCUGUCGAAAUACGCCUCCGCGGCUGCCAAGGCAGCGAAUCUGCCUCUUCUCGAACGGGGUCAGCUCGAAACCACAUUCACGCAAGCCGACGUCCUUUCGCUGGAGAGGAGUGCCCUCCAGGAGAUCGUCGGCAGCAGCAGCACCGGCGAGCCGCUCACCGUGACGAUGCUGUUCACGCUGAACGAGCUCUACACGAAUGGGGGCAUCGGCAAGACAACGAAUUUCUUGAAACUACUGGGCCAAGUCCUGCCUCGUGAGAGUCUUCUCCUUGUCGUGGAUAGCCCGGGCAGCUACUCUGAGGCCGCCGUGGGGAAGGAGAAGAAGCGUUAUCCGAUGCAGUGGCUGCUGGACCACACUCUUCUCGAUCCCAGGGCUGCUGCGGCACAGAGUCGGGGCGAUUACGAGUGGGAAAAGCUCGAGUCCCACGACUCCAUCUGGUUCCGUCUGCCGGAGGGUCUGAGUUAUCCGAUUCAGCUGGAGAAUAUGCGGUACCAGAUGCAUCUGUAUCGAAAGAAGAGCACAUCCUCAACUGGUAGCACGAUGGAGUAG